AUGCCUUCAGCAGACACACAGCCCAGAACCCUGUACGACAAGGUCUUCCAAGACCAUAUUGUCAAUCAACAGCCAGAUGGCACUGUUCUCCUCUAUAUCGAUCGACAUCUCGUGCACGAGGUGACUUCUCCCCAAGCCUUCGAAGGCCUCAAGAAUGCGAACCGAAAAGUGCGCCGACCGGAUUGCACCCUCGCCACUACCGACCACAACGUGCCCACCACACCCCGCAAAAACUUCAAGAAUGUCGCCGACUUCGUUAAGGAGGAAGACUCGCGAUUACAGUGCAUGACCCUCGAGGAUAACGUCAAAGAGUUCGGACUCACCUAUUUCGGCCUGGGAAACCAGAACCAGGGGAUUGUACACAUCAUUGGGCCCGAACAAGGCUUCACUCUGCCCGGCACUACUGUGGUCUGUGGUGACAGCCAUACUUCUACCCAUGGAGCCUUUGGCGCCCUCGCCUUCGGUAUAGGCACAAGUGAGGUUGAACAUGUGUUGGCCACGCAAUGCUUAAUCACCAAGAAGAGCAAGAACAUGCGGGUGCAGGUGGAAGGCAAGCUGGCUCCGGGGGUCACCAGCAAAGAUAUCAUCCUACAUGUAAUUGGCGUCAUCGGAACCGCUGGCGGAACCGGUGCAGUCAUCGAGUUCUGCGGCUCAGCUAUCCGUGAGCUGAGCAUGGAGGCUCGUAUGUCAAUAUGCAACAUGUCCAUUGAGGGCGGUGCCAGAGCCGGCAUGAUCGCUCCUGAUCAAAUCACUUACGACUACCUCAAAGGCCGACCGUUAGCGCCCAAAGUCGACAGCAACGAGUGGAAGAGGGCGAUCAACUACUGGAACAGCCUCAAAUCCGACGACGGGGCCAAGUACGACAUUGAUGUUUUCAUCGAUGCAAAGGAUAUCACGCCUACGGUGUCGUGGGGAACGUCGCCUCAAGAUGUUGUACCCAUCACCGGUGUCGUCCCAAGUCCAGAUGAUUUCGAAGACCCAAACAAGAAAGCCAGCUGCGAGCGUGCUCUUGAGUACAUGGGCUUGACUCCUGGAACGAAAAUGGAAGAUAUUCCCGUCGACAAAAUCUUCAUCGGGUCUUGUACGAAUGCCAGAAUCGAGGAUCUCCGAGCCGCGGCCAAGAUCGUGCAGGGUAAGAAAAUCGCUCCCAACAUCAAGCGGGCCAUGGUCGUGCCUGGUUCGGGAAACGUCAAAGCCCAGGCCGAGCGGGAAGGUCUCGACCAGAUCUUCGUCGACGCAGGCUUCGAAUGGCGCGAGGCUGGUUGCUCCAUGUGCUUGGGUAUGAACCCAGACAUUCUAUCUCCCCGGGAGCGCUGUGCGAGUACAUCAAACCGAAACUUCGAGGGCCGACAAGGUGCGCUGGGUCGCACGCAUCUCAUGUCCCCAGCCAUGGCCGCGGCCGCCGCCAUUGUUGGCAAGCUGGCCGAUGUGCGGAAGGUCACUGGCACCGAUAACGUCGCUCCAGCCAAGGGAUCGCCCAAACUUGACGUGGCGCCAGAAUUUGCCGACGUCGAUUCCGAGGAGGAGCUCGACCGCAUCCUCGAUAUCCCCGCCGAUGUUGGGCCGCAUGUGAACCACACCUCUGCCACGGGAGCCGGCACUUCGGCCGGCCUGCCCAAAUUCACCGUGCUCAAGGGCAUUGCAGCACCCCUGGAGAAGGCCAACGUGGACACGGACGCCAUCAUUCCCAAGCAGUUUCUCAAGACCAUCAAGCGCACUGGGCUCGGCUCGGCUCUGUUCCAUCCCCUGCGGUUCAACGAGGACGGCAGCGAGAACCCCUCGUUCAUUCUCAACCAGGAGCCGUAUCGCCGGUCGAAGAUCUUGGUCGUCACCGGCCCCAACUUCGGCUGCGGCAGUUCGCGUGAGCACGCCCCCUGGGCGCUGCUGGACUUUGGCAUCAAAUGCAUCCUGGCUCCCAGCUACGCCGACAUCUUCUUCAACAACACCUUCAAGAACGGCAUGCUGCCCAUCGCCAUGCCGGACCAGGCCGCGCUCGAGCGCAUCGCAGACGAAGCCCGCGCCGGCCGCGAGAUCGAGGUGGACCUGCCGAACCAGGUCGUUCGUGACGCGGACGGCAAGGAACUGGCCAGGUUCGACGUCGAGGAGUUCCGCAAGCAUUGUCUGGUCGAGGGCCUGGACGACAUCGGCCUGACCAUGCAGAUGGAAGACAAGAUUGCCCGCUUCGAGCAGAAGCGUACCCUCGACACCCCUUGGCUGGAUGGCAGCGGCUAUCUCAAGAAAUGGCGCAAGGGCCCCGUCAAGAUCGAAGCCGCCCCAGUUCCGAAGACGAAUCGCGGCGAGGUCAAGACUGACCCGGUGGAAUGGUGA
Capronia coronata CBS 617.96 is the source of this 2328-nucleotide messenger RNA. RefSeq names its product 3-isopropylmalate dehydratase. The record is from RefSeq and is a predicted model, not a curated record. The transcript has 2 exons. Gene Ontology annotation, molecular function: 4 iron, 4 sulfur cluster binding; 3-isopropylmalate dehydratase activity. The coding region runs from base 1 to 2328 and encodes 775 amino acids. Gene Ontology annotation, biological process: L-leucine biosynthetic process. Gene Ontology annotation, cellular component: 3-isopropylmalate dehydratase complex. Lineage: Eukaryota; Fungi; Ascomycota; Eurotiomycetes; Chaetothyriales; Herpotrichiellaceae.